AUGAAGAAAGGGAUAAAGUGGAAGUUUGCAGCUUCUUCCUUCCAGCUCACACCUCUGUUUCCUCUUCCUCUCUAUUUAUCUAUCGUGUGGUUGAGAACCGAACAGAACACGAAGGCAAAGCUCUUCUUCCCACUCUGCCUUCUCUCUGCCGCCAAAUCUACAAUGGCAGCGGUUGCUCCGGUGAAGGUCUACGGCCCGCCGCUGUCGACGGCGGUGUCGAGGGUGCUGGCUUGCCUGAUAGAGAAGGACGUGGCGUUCCAGCUCGUCCCCGUCAGUAUGGCCAAAGGGGAGCACAAGAAGCCCGAUUUCCUCAAGCUCCAGCCUUUCGGCCAAGUCCCUGCCUUUCAAGACGACUCCAUUUCCCUCUUCGAGUCGAGAGCAAUCUGCCGGUACAUAUGUGAGAAGUACCCCGACAAGGGCAACACGGCGCUCUACCCUGCAAACCCACUAGCCAAGGCCUCGGUCGACCAGUGGCUGGAGGCGGAGUCACAGAGCUUCAACCCGCCAAGCGGGGCGCUCGUGUUCCAGCUGGCGUUCGCCCCGCGAAUGAAGAUCCCUCAGGACCCAAAAGCCAUCAAGCUGAACCAGGAUAAGCUGAAGAAAGUGCUGGAUGUGUACGAGAAGAGGCUGUCGGAGAGCAAGUUCCUGGCUGGGGACGAGUUCUCGUUGGCCGAUCUCUCUCAUCUGCCGAAUGCGGAUUACUUGGUGGAUGUGGCCGGGAAAGGAGAGGUGUUUGGCUCGAGGGAGAAUGUCGGGAGGUGGUGGGAGGAGAUCUCCGGUAGGGAGGCUUGGAACAAGGUCAAGGAGUUGAGGAAGAGUGCUUGAGCUUGACUCUUGUUUUCCCCUUUCGUUAAAGAAAUAAUGAGUGCCCUUUCUUGAUUGUGAUAAUCCUUCAAAUGAAAAGUUAUGAAUUGAUAGAUGAACCACGAUUUAAUCUUUUGUAAUCUUCCAUGUAUUUUGUUCAUUGUAAUGAGAGUGGCAUAUAAAUUCAAUAUUUGAUAAAAGGAAUUAGUACCUGACGGAAAAAGGUUGGAGUUUUAGGAAAUGAAGACUCUCAACCUAAACGAAAAGAGAAAGUAGUAUCUCGUCUUUAUACACUUCAAGAAGAACUAUAGCAGGAUUCAAUUAAACAAUCGCC
Messenger RNA from Linum tenue, 1138 nucleotides. The record is from the annotation of a GenBank genome assembly. NCBI's taxonomy places the organism in Eukaryota, Viridiplantae, Streptophyta, Magnoliopsida, Malpighiales, Linaceae.